Leptonychotes weddellii (Weddell seal) is the source of this 2484-nucleotide messenger RNA. The record is from RefSeq and is a predicted model, not a curated record. Lineage: Eukaryota; Metazoa; Chordata; Mammalia; Carnivora; Phocidae.
AUGGGGAAGGCUCAAGUUCGGGUUUCCCUACCUGGCCUUUCGCACUGUCCCCGACGCCCCCGCUGCCACCUGCUCUGUCCUGGGCACACCUUCCGGGGCAUUUCGGCAGCGAUCGGCCACCCGGUGGGCCGCGGCGCGGAGCCCGGCUGGGGGUGCCCCGGGCUCCGGCAGCAGUCCAUUGAUGACUUGAACAAAUGGGCCCUGUUUCUUGUCUCUCCUUUUAUACUUGAAGCAGAACACAUAGCAUUUGUGACAGAGAGCAUUUGGGUGCAAGGUGAGAGUUUACAGAGACCGGCUUCCUCUUCAGAAACCAUUGUGAAGUGGUCCGACUGCUGUUUGCCAUUAGCUUGCAGACCUGGGGAUCCUUAUCAAUUAAUCGCUGAAGCAAGCGUGGAUGACUUCAGUAAGCUGGGGGUGGCGUUCAUGGAAGAUAGACUCCAGAUGGCUGAUGGAUUGGUACCUCAAAAGAUUGUUUCAGUGCACUUGCAGGACUGUACUCUGAAGGCACUUGAGGAUCAGGCCUCAGACAAGCAAGCCCAGACCCUACGACAGAAUCCUGAACCUUCUGCUGAGAGUAAGCCUGAGCCGGACGCUAUGGAGUGCAUUGGUAGAGAUGAUCCCAAGGUUCUUGGUCCACAACGCACACUGGGGACAGGGAGUGCCUCUGGCAGCAAGCCUGCCGGGGAGGGUGACAGAGGAGUAGGCUCUGUCGAGCACUGUCCCCUCCAUCUGUCUAGUUGCCAUGAGUGUCUGGAGCUGGAGAACAGUACCAUUGAAUCUGUCAAGUUUGCAUCUGCAGAGAACAUUCCAGAUCUUCCCUAUGAUCACAGUGGCAGUUCGGAGGAUGUUGCUGAUGAUAUCCGCUUGGAAGGAGAAUGGAGGAGAGUCAACGUCACGGGAAAGGCCCCCAACAUCCUCUUCUACGUGGGCUCUGCCCCCCAGAAAUCCCUGGGCAGGUUCCAGGAGGUCCGGUCCGUUCUGGCGGACUGUGUGGACACCGACCGCUAUACACUCUACCACCUGUCAAGGGAAAGUGCUCUCAGAGACCCGUGGUCAGACAACUGUCUGUUGUUGGUCGUUGCCACCCAGGAGACCAUUCCUGAAGACCUUUCCCAGAAGUUCAUGGCCUACCUUUCUCAGGGAGGGAAAGUGUUAGGCCUGUGUUCGUCCUUCACAUUUGCUGGCUUCCAGGUGACGAGCAAGAGUGUGCUCGAGGAAACAGUCCAGAGCUUGGUUUUCUCCAAGGCUGACCAGACCCAGGUGAAGCUCAGCGUCCUGAGCAGUGGCUAUGUUUAUGAGGAAAGCCCCGGGGAGCGCCGCAGCCUGGGCAAGCUGCAGGGUCACCUGGAGAAUGAGGACAAGGACAGGCUGAUAGUGCAGGUGCCUUUUGGAACUCGUGGAGGAGAAGCUGUUCUUUGCCAGGUGCACUUAGAACUACCUCCCAGUUCUUCAGUGGUGCAAGCCCAAGAAGAUUUUGAUCUGCUCAAAUCAAGCAAUAUUAGAAGAUAUGAAGUCCUUAGGGAGAUCCUGACAACGCUCGGCCUAAACUGUGACAUCAGACACGUUCCUGCCUUAACCCCUCUUUACUUACUGCCUGCGACGGAGGACAUCUGGGAUCCUCUUAUGCAGUGGCUGGGGAAGCAUGUGGAUCCUGAAGGAGUCAUAAAAUCCAGCAAGCUCUCCCUCAAGUUUCUUUCAUCGUACACGUCUGAAAUAGAAAUCAGUCCAUCUGCUCUACCUGUGGUGACUGACGUGGAGGCCUUCUCUUCAGAAAAUUUUAACUUAGACAUCUACCGACAGAAUCUGCAGACAAAGCGACUUGGAAAAGUAAUUCUGUUUGCCGAAGUGACGCCUACCACAAUGAACCUUCUGGACGGGUUGAUGUUUGAGAUCCCGCAGGAAAUGGGGUUAAUAGCCAUCGCAGUCCGCCAAACGCAGGGCAAAGGGCGGGGAGUGAACGCUUGGCUGAGCCCCAUGGGAUGCGCUGCGUCCACCCUGCUCAUCUCCAUCCCACUGAGAUCCCAGCUGGGACAGAGGAUCCCAUUCGUCCAGCAUUUGAUGUCCCUGGCCGUGGUGGAGGCGGUGAGGUCCAUCGCUGGGUACCAGGAUAUCAACCUACGAGUGAAGUGGCCCAAUGAUAUUUAUUACAGUGACCUCAUGAAGCUUGGUGGAGUUCUGGUUAACUCGACGCUUUUGGGAGAAACAUUUUAUAUACUCAUUGGCUGCGGAUUUAACGUGAGUAACAGUAACCCUACCAUCUGCAUCAAUGAUCUCAUCACAGAAUACAAUAAACAGCACAGGGCAGAGCUGAAGCCCUUAAGAACCGACAGUCUCAUUGCCAGAACUGUGACCAUGCUGGAGAAACUGAUCGACACAUUUCAGGACAAAGGGCCCAAUGGCGUUCUUCCCCUUUAUUAUAAGUACUGGGUACACAGGUCAGUGCUGGCCUGUCUUCAUUCUUUUAACGUGUCUUUAAGUGAGUAG